AUGGCCGCUCCCGCCGCGGCGCUGCCGGGAAAUGCAGUCCCGGCCCCGCUCCGCCCCGGGCCCGCCCCGCCGCACCGCGCCGCCCGCCCGGGGCACAGCGCGCUGGAACUGCCGCUGCAAACGGCACCGGGAGCGGUCACGGCCGGGCUGGAUGGGGAGCGACCUGCCCUAGCGGGGGGCAUCAGCACCCAUGGCACCGGAGUAACGGGAAAGCCCCGACGGCGAGAGGCUGCGCUGGAGGGAGGCGCCCGCUGCGCCCCCGCGGAGGCAGCGCGGCGGGGAGGGGGCGCGGGGGCGGCGUGCCAAUGGCUGCGCUGCCCCCUCCUCUGCCCCCACCCCGCCGCCGGCCCCUCCGCCUCCCCGGCCGACCCUCCUCCCCGGCGCUCACUCCGCGCCGCCAGCGCCCAGCGUGCGGCUCCGGAGCGGCCCGGCCCGGCCCCGCGCUCCGCCGGCUCCGCGCUGGGAGCCAGCAGGUCUCCGGGCAGCGCGGAGGAUGCGCACGCCCCGGCGGAGAGCGGCGCCGAGGACGCGGGGCAGGAGCGCGACGAGGAGGAGCCGAGCGGGGACGGGAGCGGGACCGCGAGCCCGCCGGGGCCGGAGGAGCCGGGAUCGCCGCGGAGCGCCCGGCGGCGGCGGGCAGAGCCGGGCUGCGGGAAACCGCGGCGGGCGCGCACCGCCUUCACCUACGAGCAGCUGGUGGCCCUGGAGAACAAGUUCCGAGCCACGCGGUACCUGUCGGUGUGCGAGCGCCUCAGCCUGGCGCUGUCCCUCAGCCUCACCGAGACGCAGGUGAAGAUCUGGUUCCAGAACCGCCGCACCAAGUGGAAGAAGCAGCACCCGGGCGCCGACGGGGCGGCUCCCGCAGCAUCCCCCGCGGCGGCGGCGAGCGGCGGCAGCCCCAGCCCGCCGGGCCCCGCCGCUCUGCCCUUCCAGACUUUCCCUUCCUACGCCGCCGCCAACGUGCUGGUGCCGCCGGCCGCCCCCUUCCCGCUGGGCGCCGGCCCCUUCGCCCCCUUCCUGGGCCCCGCGUACCUCGGCCCCUUCUACGCCCCUCACCUCUGA
Zonotrichia leucophrys gambelii is the source of this 1062-nucleotide messenger RNA. RefSeq names its product NK1 homeobox 2 (gene NKX1-2). Gene Ontology annotation, biological process: regulation of transcription by RNA polymerase II; cell differentiation. The record is from RefSeq and is a predicted model, not a curated record. Gene Ontology annotation, molecular function: DNA-binding transcription factor activity, RNA polymerase II-specific; RNA polymerase II cis-regulatory region sequence-specific DNA binding. Gene Ontology annotation, cellular component: nucleus. NCBI's taxonomy places the organism in Eukaryota, Metazoa, Chordata, Aves, Passeriformes, Passerellidae. Bases 1 to 1062 code for a protein of 353 amino acids. The transcript has 3 exons.